AUGACACUCACCAACACGUCCUACGCUCCCGCGAUCUCUCUCGAAGACGAAUUCGGGAUCGUAUACCUCGUUGAGAAUGCCCAACAAUUCUGGUCGGAGCUCGAGGAUCUCCUCAACUUUCCAAAGGACGAGAUCCCAACCCUGUCGUUGCUAGACUCGACGCUGAAGCGCUAUCUGGCUUUGUGCGCGGCAUACCACGAACAGUACUUGCAGAGCCCAUUACAGCUCGAGCAUGCCUGCCAGCUCUUGCUCGACUCGGAACUCUUCGCGUUCCACUCCGAACGGAUGUGUGAGAUCUUAGUAGAGGACACACGUUCGUCGACCGAUCCGCAUGCACAAUUCAUAUUCUUCAACGUCCUCCUCGCUUUCGGGCGGCGUCGGGCGGAUUUCUUUCGGUCACACAAGCGAUGGCAGCCGCUCGUACCGCUGCUCAUGGAUCACGUUCUCGUAGAAAUAGACCCCGACACGGAGGACACGUACACGGGCUCUCAGCAGACGCCAAUGGUGGUCCCGAUCGAAGCCAAGCUCCGGAGCUUGAGUGUGAGGCUGUUGUACGAAGUCUGCAGGGUCCAGAAGCUGUCCGUGCAGGAUCUCCGAAUUUUCGAUGACGCUUUCAUUGACUAUCUAUUUGACCUUGUGGAGCAGACCAGGGACAUGAGCGACGACUCGUUCAAUUAUUCGGUCAUCAAACUUAUAGUGUCGCUCAACGAACAGUUCAUGGUUGCGUCCUUGAGUGCACAGAGCUCCGAACUGGUUGACCCAAAUGCCGAUCCAGCACAACCAUCUACUAUCAAGAAUCGCGUCCUCAGAGUACUUAUGCGACGACUUAACUCUACGAAGACAUUUGGAGAAAACAUGAUAUUCAUGCUUAACCGAGCAGAACGAACGCCGGAGGGCUUAUGCAUGCAACUGCUAGUCCUCAAGAUCCUCUAUUUGUUAUUCACGACUCAUGGGACCUCUGAGUACUUUUACACGAACGACCUGUGCGUACUUGUGGAUGUAUUUCUUCGAGAACUCGUCGAUUUAGACGAAGAAAGCGAAUCACUACGCCACACAUACCUUCGCGUACUCCACCCACUCCUCACCAAAACACAACUCCGUUUCACUCCCUACAAACGCCCACAGAUCAUGCGCUGUCUCGAAUCCCUCAUCAGCAACACCUCCUUCCGAGACAUCAACUCCACGACCAAACGCCUCGUCGAACGAUGUCUUGGCGGCGAAUGGUGCGUUCAACUCAAAUCCCAGAGCCCGCCGCCGCAGUCCCCUUCGACGUCGUCGUUGUUCAGCGACCCAGGCGCCUCGGACGGCAGGAGCAGUGGCAGUGAGUCGUCCACCCCGCAAGGACACGCACACUCCUCCAGCGGGGCCGGGUACCACAGUUCGUCUGGGCCGGCCUCCAAGACACUCAAAUCCAGCAAGAGCGUGGAGCACAUGCACAGCAAAUCCUCCCCAGCUUUGAAAUCCCCACUCUCCUCUACCCCGUCGUACUCCAUUGUGCGCCCAGGGCUUGAGAAUCUGCGUAGGCCCAGCAAUGCGAGCUCGAUCAGUUUGCAUGGCGUUGCGUCAGCUGUUGUGUCCUCAGCCGCCAAAGCGAGCGCGGUGCACCCGUCCAGACGGCCGGGAACGGUGGAUUCUGUGAUGCCAGAACACGCGCACCAUGUGUCUCACAAUCAUCCGUCGCAGCAUGAUACUGCAGAGGAUGGUAGUAGGAGCGACAGCGGGGCUGCUUCGCACGCAAAUGGUUCAGGUUUACCAGCCACUUCAACCGUCAAGCAAAGGCGUACAGCUCCCCCACCCCCUGCCCCACCAAAGAGGAGAAAGCCCCCAGCUGUACCUGUGGGCAGAACUAACGGCGGUGCAGUGAUUACGGCUAUCAAAUCGUCGGCACCAACCAGUCCCUUGGCACGGUAG
Molecule: messenger RNA, 1911 nt
Organism: Pleurotus ostreatus (oyster mushroom)
Lineage: Eukaryota; Fungi; Basidiomycota; Agaricomycetes; Agaricales; Pleurotaceae
Exons: 8
Coding region: 1-1911 (636 amino acids)
Biological process (GO): actin cortical patch localization; endocytosis; actin cortical patch assembly
Cellular component (GO): actin cortical patch
Molecular function (GO): Arp2/3 complex binding
Source: RefSeq, a predicted model, not a curated record